Molecule: messenger RNA, 1671 nt
Organism: Cutaneotrichosporon cavernicola
Lineage: Eukaryota; Fungi; Basidiomycota; Tremellomycetes; Trichosporonales; Trichosporonaceae
Exons: 4
Coding region: 1-1671 (556 amino acids)
Source: RefSeq, a predicted model, not a curated record
AUGAGCUCAAUAAAUUCAGCACCCACCAUCGCACACGAACGCGCACACAAGCAAGUGUUCCGCCCCUUCCCAGCUCCCUUGUCAUGGAAACAAUGGGGCUACAUCCUAGGCAUGCAAGGGGUCGCCGCCAUGGCCAUUGACUGCGGCGCAAACUUUGGUAUUGCCAUUGCAAUGUAUUCGUCCCAGAAGGACGUUAGGAUGUGGGUCUUCAGCAAGAAUACCAUUGCCGGCGACCUCGGUGUGACGCCCAUCAUUCAGACGGCCAUGUCGAUGCUCAUCACCUCGACGCUCGUGCACACCGACUUGCAUAACGGCAUGAUUCCACCCUUACCAUUCGUGUACCCGCACGUUGAGCACCUUCCGGACCCGCGCAUUUUCCUGGACCGCAUCUUUAAGCGCAAACACGCGGCUCCUGGCGAAGAAGAGCUCGACAACAAGAGCCACCCGCAGAGCGGCGGGAUAUCGUUUUAUUUCUGGAUGCUUAUCCGCUUCAUCUUUGAGGGCACGGAACGCAACAUGCUUCUCUCGCGCCCCGGGUUCAAGAACUGGUGGGGCCGUCUCCUCUGGACUGCUUUGCAGGGCGCUGGCCUGGGCAUCAUCCUCGGUUUCCCUAUUUGGUGUCUCGCGAUUGUCAUUCUGGGCCCGAUCUACGGCACAGAGAACAUGGGCAACAGGUGGGCGCCCCAGGCGAUCAAGGGUGUCUACGGAGGCCUGUACGGGCUGUACUCGAACCCGAUCAUCGCUAUGAUUGCACUCGGCGCUCAGUCCGAGCAUCACUUACUCGUCGUCCCGGUUGACGAAGAGGGGUCCGUCGAGGGCAAGGAGCCCAAGGUAUACAACCUGUCGACUGCCUCGGUCCCUCCCAUUGCGGAGGAGGACGACGAUGCGCUAUCCGAAGGUGCCGCUACGCCUACACCUGACGGCCCCGCUCCUCCAUCACCCAUGACCAGGCCAAAGCCCACGCGUCUCGCCACGACUGGACAUAGCACGCCCGCGCACUUCCGCGUCGGCGAGUCCAACUCAGAGGUGCUCCAGCCGCCGCUACGUCGGACGCGCUCUCGUUCCAGCUCGAUCGCCCGCCCGCCGCUCACGUGCAACGUGUGCGACUGCCUCCCGCCUCCCGACUCGUCAACGCCAGCGCGCGUCACCCGUGCCCGUGGCUUCACGACCUCGAGCUACGUCUCGGUCUCAGGCUCGAGCUUCACCUACGCCCUCAGCGCAAACGGCGGCCGUGCCUGCCGCUCCCGCUCCAACACUGUCACCUCAGUUUCCGGCAUCGCUCCGUCUAACAUGGGUGCAUCAGCCGCCCCUUCGUCAGGCAUGCCGAGUCCCAGUGCGUCGGCGCGCCAGGCGGUCUCGCCGAUCCCGCAGCCGGGAUUCGGGCGUUCCCGAGCCCACUCGGACGUCCCGUCGUCGCGACUCAAAGGCCCGGCCCUAGAACACACGGGCAGUGACGUGUUCGGGCCCACCUCGGCCGCACCUUCGAGUGUGGGAGCGCCGUCGAGCGUCGGCAUGUCCUCGACGGUGGUGACGUACCACACGGCCAUGACGAGCGUGAGCGUCGCGCCUCAGUUACCGCCUCUCACCGUACCGGAAGUGACGAUUCAGCGGCCGAGCUUCGACUUUGACCCAGAGCGUGAAGAGCCAUCCCAUUUCGGAAGGAGUCUCUAG